AAUAUUGUAGUUUUUGUCCUUUUGUUUUGGAAUUUUCUUUAUCUACCCAGAAACUGUAAAUCUUCACUACCCAUUUCUUCUGAGAUCGAGUUUGUUAAUGGCACUUUAAUUCCCCAGCUAAUGAUGGAUGCUGAUACUGAUAUUCACUCCGGUAAGGUCGGCAUUGCCGAUCAAAAUGGUGUUCAAUAUGAUCACUAUGUCUCCAGGGAUGACGACAUUGCGGUGGAAGUUAAUGGAAGCCCAGACAGCACAUUGGUGGGUGUAGGUCCUGAUUGUGAAUCAAACGGCAAUGGAAUCGUUAAUCCUUCCAAUUUAGAAGAUGUGCAUGUGGGAAACAGUGUUUCUCCAGCAUCUGAGGAAGUCGAAGCAACAGAAACUAAUGCAACAAAGGAGCCACAGCCACCAAAUAGCCGAUUGAAGGGGAAAAGUGAGAAGCCUUCGAAUGUUAAAAACGCUAUGGCAACAUCCAUUAAGAAGAAUGCUACUAAUAAAGAAGUAAAGGCUACUACGAAUGGUACCGUGUCUAAUAAUGCACGUGCUAAACAGCCUAUUGUAAAGGCUAGAUCUUUUAACGACCGUCCUGCUACAAAUAGUAAUCUGAACAAGGCCACAAAACCAGUAUCAGCUACCAGUAACCCUCAAAAAGCCAAGCCGCUGAAAAGUGAAACGGCGUCUGUGCACUCUGAAGGAACUGUGGACAAGCCCAAAUUGAAGCCUUUGAAGAAAGAACCCACUUCCAAAACCGAAAGAAAUGAAGAAUCUGUCGAAAGCCCCACUACAGCUGAUGAGAAGAUCCACAGAGUGGGGAAACUUCCAUCGUAUGAUUUCAGCUUUAGGUGUCAUGAGCGGGCUGAGAAGAGAAGAGAGUUUUACACAAAACUCGAGGAAAAGAUUCAUGCACAAGAAGUGGAGAAAAGUACCCUGCAAGCAAAGUCCAAGGAAAAUCAAGAGGCGGAAAUUAAGAUGUUUCGAAAGAGUUUAAAUUUUAAAGCAACACCAAUGCCUAGCUUUUACCAGGAACCUGCACCUGCUAAAGAGCUAAAGAAGAUACCGACUACACGUCCGAGAUCGCCUAAGCUUGGAAGAAAGAAGAACUUAUCUUCAGUGGAAGGUGAAGAAGAUGCCGACCAAAUCCAUCGACCCGGACGUUUAAGUCUGGAUGAAAAAGUUGUCACACAUCCAAUCCUCAGCAAAGGGCCUUCACCCGUUUCAUCAAAGCGGCCUCAGAGAAAGUCCCUUCCUAGACUGCCCUCCGAGAAGACACGCCUAUCAAAAACUGCUCAAUCGCAGGAUACCCCAAUCAACGGGUCUCUUCCAAUAGCGCGAGUCGAGCAAGAGGGUCUUUCCUCAAACCCAGAAUCCGCACCUAUUGCUCGUGUUGAGGACGAAGGAUCUCUCUCUAAUCCAGGUUACACUGCUCCUAUUGUUCAUGCCGAGGAGGAAGUCCCAACAUCUGAUCCAUGUGAAGACGGUCCUGUUAUCGAAGAUCAACCCAAGCCCACAAUCGACCAAGAGGUGUUUUAACGGCAUGAAAGGGAUGGUGCAACUGGAUUCGCCUCCACAAAGUGUUGGCUUAGUAAAAACACAAAUGUGAAGUCUUGACGCAGUUUGUCCAUAGUUUGGUGAGGCUUGCUUGUUCUUGCUUUUUAGACUUUUCGGUUCACUUAUUACUCUGCAUUUGCACUUUCUCUGGUUUGUCCCAUUACUCUUACAAAUUACUUCGUUUUAGUGGUCUGCCAUUGAAGUGUUGUGGGUAAAUUUUGAGUUUUCUGGUACACCGGUUGUAGUUUAUGAUAUACAUAAAGUAGCUUAUGGGGGAGAUGACUAAAUUGAACAAAUUGGUGUUUUAUGUUUAUUCAUUGUGAAUUUGAGAUUAUUUCUCUUCUUUUUC
Molecule: messenger RNA, 1891 nt
Organism: Amaranthus tricolor (Joseph's coat)
Lineage: Eukaryota; Viridiplantae; Streptophyta; Magnoliopsida; Caryophyllales; Amaranthaceae
Product: protein WVD2-like 6
Exons: 9
Molecular function (GO): microtubule binding
Source: RefSeq, a predicted model, not a curated record